AUGUCCGCCGCUGUCGCCUCCGCUGCUGUCGCCUUCGCCACGGCGGUGCACCCCAACCAGGACUUUGCGCUGUCGGCCGCGACUUCCGCCGCGCGCCCGUCUGCUGCCACGGCGGCGGUGUGUCCCUCCGCUGCUGUUGCCGCAUUCGCUGUCGUCGCCGCGCGGUCCGCCGCGGCCGUCGGUCCCAUGCACAGCGCCGCCGCGUCUGGUGCCGUCGUAGAGCAUGCCAGCGCUGCCGUGGAGGCGGACGUCUUACCGUCGAGGUCCGCGAAUUCGCGACAGCGGAUGGACCGUAUCGUACAGAACGCACAGUUUCUCUUUGAUCUAUGGACUUUCCUCGCCCCAAACAUGCCCCAACGACUCUACGAGCUCGUCCUGUCCCGCUCCAAGCAUGCCAGGCUGGAUAUCCCCUUCGACUGGGAGUCGGAAUGGUUAUUUGGACAUGUCCCUCUCUCCCCCGAUCUCACACCUCUCAUCCUUCCCGAAGAAGACGUUCCGAAAACCGGUGACGAUGAUGGCGAGUUAGUUGACGAGUGGAUCGUCCCGAUAACAUUCCUGGUCGGAAGCUGCUAG
Messenger RNA from Epithele typhae, 573 nucleotides. RefSeq lists its product as uncharacterized. The coding region runs from base 1 to 573 and encodes 190 amino acids. The record is from RefSeq and is a predicted model, not a curated record. NCBI's taxonomy places the organism in Eukaryota, Fungi, Basidiomycota, Agaricomycetes, Polyporales, Epitheliaceae. The transcript is spliced from 3 exons.